Molecule: messenger RNA, 1869 nt
Organism: Mucor mucedo
Lineage: Eukaryota; Fungi; Mucoromycota; Mucoromycetes; Mucorales; Mucoraceae
Exons: 4
Coding region: 162-1775 (537 amino acids)
Biological process (GO): membrane organization
Cellular component (GO): cytoplasm; membrane
Molecular function (GO): protein binding
Source: RefSeq, a predicted model, not a curated record
GAUUUUAAAACUGUUUCCGCUCUCCCGUUUUUUUUUUAUUUGGUAAAUGAUGACGUUGAAUUAAAUUUUGUGGUUCCGUAUUAAGAGGCCAUUUUUUAUUUAUUUAUUCCAGUCUUCUCUUUUUUUUUUUACCUUUUUCACAUUCUUUCUUUUACUUUAACAUGAUUAAAAACAUUGGAAAACUCAAACAGUGGACGGGAGAAAAGUUUGGAUCUGCAAAGACAACGUUACAGACAGAAGACUUCCAGCGUCUGGAGGUAGAAACGGAAAGAAAGCGCAUUGGGUAUGAAAAGUUACAUGCGGCAGCAGGAGUGAUGCAAGUGCAGCUUGCCAAGAAGAAGAUAUCGCCCGAGGAUAAUAAAUCCAAGCGAUUACCUAAUGAUAUUCUGGGUGUAUGUCUCUCCAACUACGGCAAUGAGUUUACGGACGACGCACCACUGGGAGUUGCAUUGAUUAAUUUUGGUCAAGCACAGUCCAAAUUAGCCGCGCAUCAGGAAGAUUAUGCUGAAACGAUGCGCUUGGAAUACAUGGAAAAGCUGGAGGAAGGCUUACAACAGUUUAAAGAAUACGCCGUUCUUCGUAAAAGAUUGGAAUCCCGUAGAUUGGACUAUGACGCUAAAAUAGGUCGCCUUCAAAAGUCCAAAAAAGAAAAACCUGAUCUAGAACAAGAAAUGCAAGCGUCCAAAUUAAAGUAUGAGGACUCGGAAUAUGAUGUCAUUCAAAAGAUGGCUACUUUGCAAGAGUUUGAAGACGAACACUGUGAAGCCCUGGCUCAGUUCUUGAAUGUACAAUAUGAUUAUUUCAGUCGUUCUUUACAGGUAUUGAAUGAGGUUAGAUCUACUUGGGGUCAACCCUUAUCUGCCAGUGCACGUCAUAGCAACAACAACCGUUUGGCUGCUCUCUCGCGUACUUCCAGUCAUACGGAAGAAGAAGUUCAUGAGCCUCCUAGACGCGCCAUGGGAAGCAGAAGUGCUUCUUUUAGUGAUGAAUUUGCUGCUCCUCCUAGACGUGUCAUGAUGCCCAGUAAAAGUGAAUCGAUUACUGAAGAAUUACCAAUGCCCAGUCGCACCUUAACUCCGCCUGUAUUACCUCGUAGACAAUCACAAGCAACACCACCACCACCAGCACCAGCAAUAGUACAACGCAAGGCAGUUUAUGAGUUUGGAGGUGAUAAUGCCGAUGAAUUGUCUUUCCGUGUGGGAGAUGUAAUUACUGUGCUUGAAGAAGUGGAUGAAGGAUGGUGGUUAGGAGAAUCUGCUGAUGGACGACGUGGUAUUUUUCCCGUGAAUUAUACAGAAUUGAUACAAGGUGCUGGACCACCACCUAUUAUACCUGCAGGACCACCCAUGCCAGCUCGACCCAGUUUGUUAUCAAACAGUCAAAGUUUUGUAGAAGAACCUCGUGCUGAAUCGCCUUUUGGAGAUGCCGCACAGAAAGGCUAUUCGUAUAUUCGACCUAAUCAACCUACACGUACCAUGUCUUCUAAUACCAACACGACCAGUUCUCCCAUCAAUUCACCCGUACCGCGUCAUAAUACUACCAAAAGAGCCCCUCCCCCACCUCCUGUUUCACGUACUCCACCUGUCACCUCGUCACGUAGUUUUACUACAAACACUGUCCGCACUGCUCCUACCACGCCUCAAAUUCAUCUUCCUGUCACCAACGAUUAUUUCGAAGCGUCCUCUUCCUCUUCUUGUGGAGAGUGUGGAUGUGAUGAUUUUACUGCCAAUGUAUUUAAAAAGGGACAUUGUAACAAUUGUUUCCACAAGCAUUAAAUAGAUAUAUACUUUUUUUUUUUCACAAAAAACCCCUCAUCCAAUAAAUAAGCCAACAACAAAUAGGGUUCUAACCAAAAAUAGAUUUUUUUUU